Ambispora gerdemannii is the source of this 540-nucleotide messenger RNA. NCBI's taxonomy places the organism in Eukaryota, Fungi, Glomeromycota, Glomeromycetes, Archaeosporales, Ambisporaceae. The record is from the annotation of a GenBank genome assembly.
ACACUUCCCCGCAUUCCCACAAUUACUACGUUAUACAAAGAGCAAUCCAAAGACGCCUUUUCCAUGAAGCGCUCAACUAAACAACACUCACCCUCUCAACCCCUUCAAAAAUCAGAACAAAAGAUUAUAGACGGGUAUCCGCACAUAACUCAACUCCUUCAAGAUCAAGGUACUGAGCACUCAGGUUAUUCGUAUCUUCUAUAUUUGCCACUAGUUACAAUACAACGUGUUGGCUCAGUGUUACAUUUAUUAUUUAUUUCACUUUUGCACGCAGGGGAUCAACUUACGCUCUAUACCCUAUAUAUGAUGGAUAACGAUCGUGCUGUUACUGGUGCUGUUGCUGGCACUGCUUGGUUUAUCUCACUUAUUUGGUCGGUAAAGAACGAGAUGGGGUCAAAAGUAAACUCACAUGUAGACGCACAGAGGAUGGUAAACGAGACACACAACGCUAAUUGGAAUACAAUGAAAAUCCCCAAACUUACCUCCACUCCGACAUCUCAAAUAAAAAUCACUCAUGUGUAUGAUGAUUUAGUUAACUAG